AUGCAACCUACACGACCACCCCUCCCACCGAUACACCCCCAACUCAAAGACAAUAGGAGUUCACCCUUGACCCUCGACUACCCCUUGACCCUCGACUACAACCCUUACCACCGAUUCACCCGAUCUUGUCUCGACCCCCACCCAACCCAAUGGUUCAUAGACAACCCUACGUACCACCCUUCGAACACCGCGAACCUCAAGGACGAGGAGCAAAUAAGAGAGGCGGAGGUAAUGAUAGUAGAAGCAACCAUACGGAGGACUCCUACCGCAAAGAUAACUACAAAAGAGGUAGAAGAGGCGGUAGAGGAGGAGGUAGAAGAGGAAGUGGAAGAGGAAGUAAAGAAGGAGGUGAUAGAAGAAGAGGAGGUGGAGGUAGUAAUAGAAGAGACCCUGACCAAUCAGCUAAAGGAGGCUAGAGAUCAAGCCUAG
This is a messenger RNA of Drepanopeziza brunnea f. sp. 'multigermtubi' MB_m1, 429 nucleotides long. Lineage: Eukaryota; Fungi; Ascomycota; Leotiomycetes; Helotiales; Drepanopezizaceae. The record is from RefSeq and is a predicted model, not a curated record.